Messenger RNA from Chenopodium quinoa (quinoa), 1503 nucleotides. RefSeq names its product serine/threonine-protein kinase WNK8-like. Lineage: Eukaryota; Viridiplantae; Streptophyta; Magnoliopsida; Caryophyllales; Amaranthaceae. Gene Ontology annotation, molecular function: ATP binding; protein serine/threonine kinase activity. The record is from RefSeq and is a predicted model, not a curated record. Gene Ontology annotation, biological process: protein phosphorylation; intracellular signal transduction. Gene Ontology annotation, cellular component: cytoplasm. The transcript has a single exon. The coding region runs from base 1 to 1503 and encodes 500 amino acids.
AUGGCAGCUUCGCGCUCACGAGGAGGACACGAUUAUACGGUUUGGGAGACAGAUCCUACAGGGAAAUACACAAGGUACAGUAAGCGCAUUGAUGAGGGCGAUCUUAAGGAAGUUUAUUUGGGAUAUGACAAGACUAAUGGCAGAAGAGUUGCUUGGUGUAAGAAAUUUCUAAGAACUUAUAAUCUUGAUACUUUGAUUACAGAAGCUGAGUUGUUGAGGAAUUCUAACCAUCAUAAUAUAAUCAAAUGCUUCCAUUAUUUUUGGGUCCAAAAGAAAUUCGAAUUAGAAACCAAAGUUGAGUUUAACAUGAUUACUGAGCUUUAUUCUGGGAAUUUGAGGGACUUCACUCGGAAUCAUCAGGUUAAAGAAAAUAGUCCUGCAAUCAAGAAAUGGUGUCGACAGAUUCUGACAGGGCUCGAUUUUCUUCAUAGUCAAAAUCUACCGAUUAUUCACAAUGAUCUCAAGUGCGAAAACAUCUUUGUUGUUGGUAAAUCAGGCACGAUUAAGCUAGGAGAUUUGAGUGCCGCGAAGACUCUUGUACUGACUAGUCCUGGGAAUGAUGAUGCUCGUAUGAUAGCGCGAUCUGAGGUAUACUGUCUUGGGUUGUGCGUACUACAGAUGUUGACAGAGGUAAGAUUGCGUACAAUGGAUUUUAUCCUGUUAAACAGAAUACAGGACAGACAGCUUAGGAACUUCAUUCAGAAGUGUGUGUAUCCUGCAGAUAUUAGGCCUACAAUAACUCAACUCCUGAAUGACCCGUUUCUGUUACCAAGGAUUGCGCCUUCUGCUGGCUAUUCGCAAGUACCUCCAAUGCCAGCUACUAGCCCCCCGAGAGCUCAGCCUGUAUUACAACCGCGAUCUGCAACAGACUUCGUUACAGAACAUAGGAGAUUCACACUACAGGGAGAGAGGAUAGACGAAGAACUGAUGGCAGUGACCUUGAGGACUACUGAAGUUAAGAAUACUGAUUUUGUAUUUUCACUCAGAACUGAUACAAUUUCUUCUAUGAUGGAUGUAAUCACUGCAGAAGUUAAUACUAAUGCAGACGUCGAGUUGAUGUCUCAUACUCUGGAACGACUGAGGUUUUACGUAGCCAACAUAGAACUAGGAGGUCCACAACUUGAUGAGCCUCAAGAAGAUAGUAUUAAUGAACCUCUCGAGAUUAAUGUUGGUAUUGAAGAGCAAGUACGUGAGGCUGAUGGUAACGUAAUCAACAACAGUAACGCAGCUGCUGAAAACUCUGAGGGAGAUAUCGACGACAGUAACACAGCUGCUGCAAACUCGGAGGGUGAUAUCAACAAAAGUAAUAUAGCUGCUGCAAACUCUGAGGGUGAUAUAGACGACAGUAACAUAGAUGCUGCAAACUCUGAGGGUGAUAUCAACAACAGUAACGCAGCUGCUGCAAACUCUGAGGGUGAUAUCGACAACAGUAAUGCAGCUGCUGCAAACUCUGAGGGUGACAUCAACGACAGUAACAUAGCUCUAUCUUCUGAAGAAGCAUGA